UGAAGAGCAGGACACAACAAACCUCCGAAGCUUUGCGCGACACGGCGGUCUUUUUUGUCUGACUUCAUGGGACGUGGUUUUAUUUCGAAGAGGGGUUAAAGACCUACAAGUCGUCGUCAUAUUGUCUGUUUGCGCGCUCGAAGACAAUGUUUUAGAGCAAACAACGGCGCGCGCGCUUCUCUUUAAAUGAGCUCGGACUGGAGAGCCACUGGGAAGCCAAGCAAGGAACUAACUUGAAAUCCGAAAUUUGGGAACUCCAGCUACUGUGUUGGAUCGGAGACGACAUCUGUGGCUUCAGCCUUCUGGGCCAUGAGUGGUUUCAAGGGCCAGGAUGUGGAAAAACAGGGCAUCAAGUUGCCAAAAAAAUGGAUUGAUCACAAUGACAAAGUCCCCACAGACCGUACAAUGGUGGUUGGGGGAGUCGUGGGUGGAGGAGAUUGUUCUGAACCCGUAGGAGCUCCUCUGAAAAAACGCCGCCAGCGAUACGUGGAGAAAGACGGCAAGUGCAACGUCCACCACGGAAAUGUGCGUGAAACCUACCGCUACCUGACAGACAUCUUCACCACGCUAGUGGAUUUAAAGUGGCGCUUCAAUCUGCUGGUCUUCACACUGGUCUACACCACCACAUGGGUGUUUUUUGGCUUCAUCUGGUGGCUCAUCGCCUACGCCCGAGGAGAUCUGGAGCACACUGAUGAUAAUGACUGGACACCUUGUGUGAAUAACCUCAAUGGCUUCGUCUCAGCGUUUCUUUUUUCCAUAGAGACUGAGACCACCAUUGGUUACGGGUAUCGUGUGAUAACAGACAAAUGUCCAGAGGGGAUCAUCCUGCUUCUGAUUCAGGCCAUUUUGGGCUCCAUCGUCAACGCCUUUAUGGUGGGCUGCAUGUUUGUGAAAAUCUCCCAACCAAAGAAACGAGCCGAAACACUCAUGUUUUCCAACACCGCUGUGAUAUCCGUGCGGGACAGCAAGUUGUGUUUGAUGUUCCGUGUCGGUGACUUGCGUAACUCGCACAUUGUGGAGGCCUCCAUUAGGGCGAAGCUUAUCCGCUCGAAACAGACGAAGGAAGGAGAGUUUAUUCCUCUCAACCAGACGGACAUCAAUGUGGGCUUUGACACGGGGGACGAUCGGCUGUUCCUCGUGUCGCCGUUGAUUAUUUGCCACGAGAUCAACAAGAACAGCCCAUUCUGGGACGUCUCUCAGGAGCAUCUUGUACGAGAGGAGUUUGAGAUAGUGGUCAUCCUUGAAGGAAUGGUGGAAGCUACAGGAAUGACGUGUCAGGCGCGCAGCUCCUACCUGAGCUCAGAGGUGCUGUGGGGCGAGCGCUUCACCCCUGUGCUCUCACUGGAGGAGGGUUUCUACGAGGUGGAUUAUGACACCUUCCACCACACCUAUCCCGCCCCGACACCAUCCUGCUCCGCCAGAGAGCUCGCAGAACUGCUCAAGAAAGGGGAAUCCAUACCUCUGCCCCCUAUUUCACCUCCAGCGGCCCUAGCGGAGCCAGCAAGCCCUGUUGAGACGCCGGAGGAGAAGGAGGAGAAUAUAGAUGAAGACGCAGAAGAGACUGUUAGCAAUGGGGAUGUGAACAGAAUGGAGAUCGAGCAUGAAUGAGGGUCUGCUGCUGCCCCCGUGUGGCAGAAAGAUAGAAAAACUCACUUAAACUGAAGAUAGUUACUAAUCUCUAGGCCUGUAGGUCUGCAUUUUGUCAUUAAAACCACACUGGUACUAAAUGCUUUGGA
This is a messenger RNA of Danio rerio (zebrafish), 1736 nucleotides long. It is a transcript of the gene kcnj21, whose product is annotated as potassium inwardly rectifying channel subfamily J member 21. Gene Ontology annotation, biological process: potassium ion transport. Gene Ontology annotation, cellular component: membrane. The record is from RefSeq and is marked predicted. Gene Ontology annotation, molecular function: inward rectifier potassium channel activity. NCBI's taxonomy places the organism in Eukaryota, Metazoa, Chordata, Actinopteri, Cypriniformes, Danionidae.